Messenger RNA from Trichophyton verrucosum HKI 0517, 2988 nucleotides. RefSeq lists its product as uncharacterized. Gene Ontology annotation, biological process: regulation of transcription by RNA polymerase II. The record is from RefSeq and is a predicted model, not a curated record. The coding region runs from base 1 to 2988 and encodes 995 amino acids. NCBI's taxonomy places the organism in Eukaryota, Fungi, Ascomycota, Eurotiomycetes, Onygenales, Arthrodermataceae. Gene Ontology annotation, molecular function: transcription coregulator activity. The transcript has 6 exons. Gene Ontology annotation, cellular component: mediator complex.
AUGGUCUCACUGUUGAAACAGCCGUCUGGAGCCUCGCGACCAGAAUGGCAGAAAUUUUUGCGUCAAUGCCUUCUCCAGAGAAUCAGCGCGGAUGAGUUUCACAACCUAGCCAAAGUGAUGCUACGCCGCCACCCUAUUUCACAUAUGGAUCUUUUUGAUGUUAUCCUAGAGUCGAGGGCAGUUACGGAUUUUGAUUGGGACCCGUUAAUACCAGACUAUGUGGAUGCCGUCCAAAAGCUGACACAGGUCGAGCUAUUUAAUAUUUUGCCGUCUCUCCUGGCUCACUCGAGCAUCACGUCCGAUAUUCGGCGCUGGAAGAAACAAAAUGAAGCACAAAACCAAGAUAUGGACCAAAAGGUUGAUGAGAAAGGGUCUACGGAGCCUGCGGACUCUAAAGGGCCUGCCACUCUAUUGACUGAUUACGGCAUCAUACAAAAUGUGAUUACAGCUGUGACCACUGGCCAUGCUCCAAAGGUACCUCUUGAGUUCAUGGAUACUUGUUCUGCUAUAGCCGACUGGAUUUUAGCCCUAGUGUCGUGGAAUGCUCAUCUGGGGUCAGAAAAGGGUGAGGGCAGUGGAACACAGCUGUUGGCCACUCCUGAUGUGGUCUCUAUAUUCAUAGCUGUCGGUUUUCUUUUUGGAGCCUUAGCAGGAACGGAAGUGGGUGCAAACGCACUAUCAUUUCAACACGCAGGAACAUACUCCCCUAUAUGUGCCGAGAUAUCCAUUCCCUUACGAAACAGGCUUGAUCAAUUGCAGAAGGAAUUCAGCCUUUUUCUGAAAGGUGAAAAGUCAAAUCAAGAUCAUGUUAUAGAGGAUACUGCUGUUUCUACCUUGGAGUUUGAAUCUAGAGUUGUGGACAUUCCUCCAGUAAGCUCUAGGGCUGGGUUGUAUAUAUAUGUCAACUCUCUGGGGAAUCACAUGGCACUUGUUGAGGAGCUUAUUGCAGCGUCAUUUGAUGUCUUAUCAAAUGGAAUGUACCGCAACGAGCCACAGCAAUCAAUGUUUCUCUUCCGGGCAUUUCUCGUCAACAAACUCCCUCCGUUCUUGUCGGACCUAGCAGGAUCGGUGGUAGAGCCAAUACCAGUUGAACUAUGUAUCACUCGUGCUUUAGCGCGGGUAGACCCAAACACGUUCCCAUCAUUUUCAGAAAUAUUCUCUACCCAUGGUAAUUCGGUUUUGUCUGACGUGAGACAAGAGUUUCUUUUCUCGUGUGCUUUGCAUAAAUUAAUACCCGAGUCAAGUAUUGAACGCCUCUUGGGAGAGAACCCAAUGCAAACAUUGCCAAAUGGUGGAAGAUUGGUCAAGCACGAUCUAGUUGCUCAGAUAAACAAUAACCAUGAAAGGGCAGAGCAAUUGCUGAAUGGUAUCGAGUCGAUGGAUGGCAACGCAAGGGCAAUUGUUGAAGCUAUAGCGGAGACACUGGACAUCAUGCUACUCUUCAAGAGCCCACAAGCUAUAUUGCAACCUCUUUGUGCCUUGUUGGACUCCUGGAAGUGGGAGGAAGAUCAAGGGGAAAGCCAGCCUGUCUACGAUGAAUUUGGAAGUGUUCUUCUCCUGGUUCUUGCUUUCAAGUAUAAAUAUGAUCUGAGUUACCAAGACCUUGGGAUUUUCAAUCCGGAUUCAUUUAUGUGCCGAUUACUCGAGAAAGGUUCAUCAAGUCAAAAGCUGGAGGAUUUGACGGAGAAACAACAGCAAAACCUUGGAGCGUGGGUUACAGCACUGUUCAUCGCUGAAGGAAUUAGUGAUGAAUCCAUGUCCUCUUGUAGCCCGCAAGAAUUCUAUCUUCUGGUUGCUACACUAUUCUGCCAGAGCUUGAGCGCGUGUGAAGCCGGAAAGCUGGAGUUUGACACUCUCAAGGAGCCCUUCCUGCUACCUUCGCUGGUGAUGGCCCUGUCGUGGAUGGGCAAACAUAUUUGGAAGUCUGGCACCGACCUCACCACUACCCUUAAACUUCUAGCUACCCUUGUUAAGCCUACCUCUAUAUCUGGAGAGGCUCAGGAAAUCCAUCGUACAGUACUAUCGAUUACGGCACGGGAGCUUGCCGAUGAACUGAGAACUGCAAAAGCCCGUCACCCUUCGAGAACAGAUAUUGAACCCAUCCUUCAAGCACUUGAGCCGUAUCAGUCCUUUCAGCGGACGGGCACUUCUAAUCGUUCCGAAUUGGAAGGAUGGAGAUCCAGCUCUGCCCCUGGUGGAAUGGUCACAGGGAUUCGAAACACAUUCUCGUCACUGGUACUCUGGAGCACAGACCCUGAGAUCAGUAUGACUCCCCCAAGCUAUACCCAUAGGCAACUAUCAGCUGGAUUGAAACAUCUAGGUUCUGUCCGAGUUCUAGCGGGAAUACUCGAAGAACUUAAGUUGCAGAGUGAAACUGGGAGUGGUGACCUGGCCAUUGAUAUCGCGGCAACUUUGAUAUGUGCACCGAUGCGUGAGUGUUUCUCGUUGGAACAAGCAGCGUAUCAAUCGGUAGGUGGUUCUUUGAAGGAUUCAUUGCCCCGCCGCCAAAUGCUCAAUCUCAGAGAUGCACUUAACCUUCAGAGAGAGUCCCUCUCCAAGAUGAUAGAGUAUGAACCUCACCGAGCUGAGCUCAUUGUUCGGCUGGCUAGACGCGUUGAUACCAUCACUUCUAUUCCACAAAUACCCCAGGGAGUUGAAAAUAUCGACGUUGGUAAUAUUAUGGCAAAUAUGGACCUUACGGGCGUCGAAGAAAACGGACAGAUGCAAAUAGACGUAGCUCAGCAGGCGGAGCAGCAAGACCAGCAGCACCAAAAUCUCACCGCUACCGGAACCGAUGCGACUCCUGGCACCAUAGACGCAAUUCUGGAUGCAGCUACUGCAGGAGUGACUGCACCACCCGCUGGGACCGAAGUAACUAUGGCUCAUUCAGAUAUGGAUGCGAGCAUUUUUGACGACAUGUUAAAUCCUACAGAUAUGGGUGUUGGGAACCCAGAGUUUAUUGAUUUGGAUAUGGAGGGGAUGUUCUAG